AUGGGCCAGCCGUAUGCCGUUCAGGCCGACGACAAAUUGGCCCGCGAGAGCCAGUUGCGACCUCGUUGGAAACGGUCUCCCCGAGGCACUUACCGACGCUUCCUUACCAUCGGCGGUGCCUGUUUGCUUCUCACCGGAGUCGCCAACCUUGUGUCGCACAGCUUCUCUGGCCUCACCGGGCACCACUGCAACCGUGAUGGCCGCUUCUCCCAAUCGCGCGGUCAGAACGGGCAGAGUUUGAGCUACCAGGAGCUCGAGUCGAUAUUCCUCGAGACACCAUCCUCCGAGCUUGCCGAGAAGUGGCUAUACUACUAUACGUCAGGGCCUCACUUGGCCGGGAAGAAUCUAAGUCAGGCCGAAUGGACAAGGGACAGAUGGGAGGAAUGGGGCGUUAGCUCUGAGAUUGUCUCCUACGACACUUACAUCAAUUACCCCGUCGACCAUAGCCUCAGCCUGCUGCGCGAGGUCGGCGGCGAUGGAAAUACCAAGACCUGGGAGGUUGCCUUCAAGGCGUCCUUGGAGGAGGAUGUAUUGGAAGAUGACCCGACAACAGCUCUUGAGGACCGUAUCCCCACGUUCCAUGGUUACUCUGCCAGCGGCAAUGUUACUGCGUCCUUCGUUUACGUCAACUAUGGCACAUACCAGGAUUACCAAGAUCUAGUCGAUGCCGGGAUUCAGCUCGAGGGGAAAAUUGCCAUUGCAAAGUACGGCGGGAUCUUCCGAGGCCUUAAGGUCAAGCGUGCUCAGGAACUGGGUGUAAUUGGUGUGCUGAUCUACAGCGACCCUGGCGACGAUGGCGAGUACACCAUCGCCAAUGGCUAUGACAGCUAUCCCAAAGGACCUGCGCGCCACCCCAACAGUGUGCAGCGUGGCAGCGUCGAGUUCUUGAGCGUGUCUCCUGGUGACCCGACCACCCCAGGAUGGCCUUCGAAGCCUGGUGCACCCCGGGCGCCGCCGCACAAUGCCAUCCCAAGCAUCCCCAGUAUUCCUAUUUCCUAUACGGAUGCCCUGCCCAUCCUCAAGGCGCUGAAUGGCCACGGGCCCAAGGGCACUGAUCUGAACAAGUACUGGGGUAUCAAUAACGGCCUGGGCUAUGCAGGAGUCGAAUAUUUCGUUGGUCCUUCUCCCGACGACGUUGUUCUCAACCUUUAUAAUGACCAAGAAUAUGUUACCACACCACUGUGGAACGUCAUUGGAAUUGUCAACGGCACUAUCCCGAAUGAGGUUAUCAUCGUUGGAAACCAUCGAGAUGCUUGGAUCGCGGGAGGAGCUUCCGACCCCAACAGCGGCUCCGCCGUCAUCAAUGAAGUAAUUCGAGGUGUUGGCAAGGCGCUUGAGGCAGGCUGGAAGCCGCUCCGAACUAUCGUCUUCGCCAGCUGGGAUGGUGAAGAGUACGGUCUCAUUGGUAGCACCGAAUGGGUGGAGGAGUACCUGCCCUGGAUCCAGGAUGCGAACGUUGCAUACAUCAACUUGGAUGUUGCUGUAUCUGGAGACGUGUUCCAUGGUGGCGCGACACCAACCCUCCACAAGCUUCUCCGAGAUAGCGUAGGCAAGGUCCUGUCACCCAACCAGACCAUCGAAGGCCAGACGAUCGGUGAUCUUUGGGAUGGUGUUAUCCCACCACUGGGUAGUGGCAGCGAUUUCACCGCGUUCCAGGACUACGCCGGUGUCCCCGCUCUCGACAUCGGCUUCAAGGCAAACCCCAAGAGCCCAGUUUACCAUUACCACAGCAACUACGACAGCUUCCACUGGAUGUCCAUUCUCGGUGACCCGGGCUUCAAAUAUCACAAGGCGGCGUCGCAGCUUUUGGGUCUGAUCGUUGCAAACCUUGUCGACAGUAUUGUCAUUCCCCUCCAAGCCACGGCGUACGCAGACGCUCUGGACAAGUACCUAGAUGGCAUCGAGACACAGCUUGGAUCCACCGCCGAACCCGUUACUGAGGCCGAAAUCUUUGUUCAUCGGGCGAAGGAAUCUGCUGGUCCCGUGCAGGGCAGCUCCGACGCUUUCAAGGAUAGCCUUUUCGCCAUUCGCGAAGCUAUCCAGCGCCUGCACAUCAGUGCUGAGAGGCUCGAUGGCGCGUCUGCCUGGAUCAAUCAGCAGCUGGAGGAGGGUAUUCCGUGGUGGAACUUUAUCAAGAAGGCCAAGGUUGCUCUGGCCAUUCUGUCAGUCAACAAGAAGUACAAGCUUUUGGAACGGAAUCUGUUGUAUGAGGGUGGUUUGGAUGGCCGUCCUUGGUUCAAGCACGUAGUCUACGCGCCUGGAUUAUGGACGGGAUACUCUGGAGCUGUCUUCCCCGGUUUGACAGAGAGCAUCGACGCUGAUGAUUACAUCUCGGGACUCAAGUGGGCAGGGAUUAUUAAGAAGGCGAUUGACAGGACGUCAAGAAGCAUUCACUAG
Messenger RNA from Clonostachys rhizophaga, 2397 nucleotides. The record is from the annotation of a GenBank genome assembly. Lineage: Eukaryota; Fungi; Ascomycota; Sordariomycetes; Hypocreales; Bionectriaceae.